Molecule: messenger RNA, 2898 nt
Organism: Amoebophrya sp. A25
Lineage: Eukaryota; Dinophyceae; Syndiniales; Amoebophryaceae
Source: the annotation of a GenBank genome assembly
AAAGCCCUUCACUAAUUGUGACACGUUCCUAUCAUUCAUUUGAAACCGAACGCAAGCAUCGAGGAAAACCCGGUGCGGUUAUUCUUGGGACUGUGUGUUCACCUAAAGAUGCCAUUUUGGGCCAAUAUAUGUACAGAUUCGGUAUGAGACACAGUCGGUCGUUUUUAGAAGAUGUGAUAAUGUUCACGAGACGCUGCUGUUCAUCUCAAAUUUUAGAUAGGUUGAACCAUCGCAUCAGCAAAGAAAUAGUAAAGGCUACAGCUAGUUUAUUUUUUAAGGUUGUGCCUGUCUUUCCGUUCUGAUAUUUAGAUGUUUUAGAAAUUUGAAAAGCAAAUGUGUAUUGAAGGACGUGGAGAUUUUGAUUAUCCGAGCGGUCAAUCCGUGGCAUACGUUACUAUCAUUUUGCAAUGAGUUGAGAUGUCUGCCAUCGUAUUCAUUGUUUGAUUUUGAUCCGAAGUUGUAACCUAUUUUGUUUGAAAAUCUUUCUGACAAUAAAAUCCUACUCGGGUCUUUAGGAAUUCCCUAGACGAAGUCAUCUUUUUUUCUGCGUCCGCGUCAGCGACCCACAGGAUCCAACACAAUGUCGGCUAUGGCUGGAACCCAAAUGAUGAUGCCCCCGCAAAGUCUCACCGCGGGUAUGCCGGACCCGGCCACCAUCUCGAAGCAGAAGGUUCAGGACUACAACAUUCUUGCUACUCAGUCACAGAGAUUUGAUUAUGGAUUUCCUAUAUGAAGAUACACCGCAACUGAAGCUGAUAUCAAAUAUCUAAAAAAUCUAAAUAUUUAUCAUGUUGCAAAAAAAUGUUUUUGUAAAGUGUGUGGAUCACUUCUAGGUUCAAUUCUACAACAUCGUCAACUUAAACGUCGUGAUAACAACGCUGUCACACGUGGAGUUGUAGCGUUUCAUCAACAUCAAAGUAUACCCGACCACACCGAAAGACAUUCUCCCGACGAGAAUGUGAUGAAGUGGCUGAAGCGUGAGAAUAGUAAUCACGUUAUGCAUGGUAUGAAUUCGGAAACAAGAAACCGCCAACUACCGUAAAGGCGGAUGAAAGAAUGAUUAUGGUCGAAGAUGGGUGGAAGUACGUUCUCCCCACCUGCGCCGUUUCGCUGCCAUCUUCGCCACGUAUCGCACAGAGCAAGUGUGAGUGAUUGCGCAGCACUUCACAACCGCGACGAGAUCAGCGCAACAACACGGAGCAUUUCCAGAUCAACUCACCACAAAACGAUUAAUUAUACACUAAUGAAAAUCUCAACAAUCUUCAUGUUCUGCAAGAACACCAGUGUGUUGAUUCUCUUUCCUAUUUUCACCAACAGGACGCUUACAUGAAGAUGCUUGACGAGCAGGUGAAGCAGGGAACAGUCGUCCUCGAAGCUCAGGUAAAGCACCAGAAAGAAUAUCUUCUCGGCCAGGCAGAUCAGCAGAAGAAGCAGUUCAUCAUGCAGAUCGGUAUAGAUGCUGAUACUCUUCAUAAAAAGCCUGAUACAUCCAUCGAAAUAUAGCAAAAAGGCAUCCCGGUCUUCAAGUAACCUGUAGAUGUCAUUUGUUUUCAAACCUGAGCAUGUUCAUACGAUUUGAGCGUUAGGAAUUUGCACUGCCUUUUCACGAAUGGAGAAACCAAGAAAUCCUUUCUUACUCACAUUCAGAUAUGGAGAUCAAGCAGCAGGAGAUGGCUUUGGACCAGCAGCGCAUGGAGCAGCUUAUGGCUCUCCAGCAGCAGGCUGCUCAGCAGAAGGCUGCCCUCGAGCAGCAGGCUAUGCAGCUGACCAUGGAGUACCAGCAGAAGAAGGCCGAGGAAGAGAUGCAGAAGCAGCAAUUCGAGAUGGAGAAGCAGCAACAGGACAUGCAGGCCAAGAUGCAGGCUGAAAUGGCUAAGUUUCAGGGUGGCGCUCAGCUCUUCACCGGCAUCGGCAUGCCCGGUCAGUAAAUACCCCAGAAUUUCGUCAAGAGCUGCAACUAGUAAGUACUAGGUGUUGAUGAGGACAAAACUAGGGACAUUGAUGACUGGAACUAAAAAAACGUGGAGAGUCAUGUUGUAAUUGCAGACGAGAUUUGUACCAGAUGAACCAGAAACACUCUCUACCUCGAGGUUGGAUAGUAUUUUUACUUACACGGUAAAAAGUGAUUGGUAUUUUGUCGUCUGCACCACGAACCAUGACACAGCAUAGGUUUUCUAAUGCAGAAGAUGACUUCGUCGAUUACAAUAGGGACAUGUCGAUACAAGCACGAAUGCAUGCUACUAGAAUCAUCAUGUAUGAUCACUUUGUCAUGAUGCUCCUACUGCGGUGCUAUCUCAGCUCCCUCUACUAGUUGUUGGAUUACGAACACUAGUUGGGAUUGGUCUAGAUGGAAGAACAACACGUAUGGUUGACUAGACAUAAAGAAGGCCCUACUGCACUGAAAUGUCGUGGAUGAACUAAGACCCUAAGGCACGAUAUUUUGUAAGACCAUUCUACCGAUGGCUUCUUUGUUGUUGAUGGCGGGGGAGGCUGUCACAGGCAUCUCUUGAAAUAUACCUUUGUUUGGUGUAAGACCAUUUCCACAGAGGUCACUUCUAGGAUUGAAUCGAGGAGGACUCCUUUCUUUCUUUAGAUUUGAUCUGUUUUGAGGUGGCUCCAUGCAUGUUAUUACUACAAGCUUUUCAUUUUAAAGACCUGAGCAGGGUGAACCACAACCACUAAUUCAUUAGUAGAACACUGAGUCAUCCACACGCUGUCCAAUCAUGAGUGUUUUCACACUCACUUGACGUAGGCCUUGAUGAACCCAUCUGCUGUGGUGUAGCUCCACGGUAAAGUUCCGUUUCAUCAUGUCAACGCCCUUGUGGUGUAAACAAAAGAAAUUCCCCGAAAUGAUGAAAGUACGCCCAGCACAGAGCUGAGGUUGAGGCUGCUGCGAAG